Messenger RNA from Odontomachus brunneus, 3568 nucleotides. RefSeq names its product glutamyl aminopeptidase-like. Bases 325 to 3117 code for a protein of 930 amino acids. Gene Ontology annotation, biological process: peptide catabolic process; proteolysis. Lineage: Eukaryota; Metazoa; Arthropoda; Insecta; Hymenoptera; Formicidae. Gene Ontology annotation, molecular function: metalloaminopeptidase activity; peptide binding; zinc ion binding. The record is from RefSeq and is a predicted model, not a curated record. The transcript is spliced from 14 exons. Gene Ontology annotation, cellular component: cytoplasm.
CACACACACACACACACACACACACAUAAAAAUAUCUGGUAAUUUAAUGCAAGAAGACUGAGAUGUGAAUAGAACAAUUUAAGCUGAACAGAAGAGAUAUGUAAUGACGUCCACGAGGUUACUAUCGUGUUAAUUACGACAUCAAAAACUGGUUACUGAUAUCGACUUACAAAAGAAAAAUUUUUUACAUAUACCUCCCAUUAAUCGUGCCCACUCAUAAAUGAUGCAUUUUAUUUCACAACAACAAAUCAAUUAGAAUCUUAUGUCUUCAUCAAUAUUACUAAGCAUCUAAAAAUAGAGACAGAUUUUACAGUGUGGUACCCUAUGUUUAACAUUUUUUCGCAUAUAUGUCACUUUAUUUUAAGUUUUCUCACAGUAAUCGUAUCAAGAUACAUGGAGACGAAAAUGAGGUUAAUACUACUUCUUGGAGUCAUUCUGAUAUAUACCGUCAUAAUGGCUGGUGGAAUGUAUUCUAAGAAUAUAACAGAUUGUUCACGUGUUUCUGAAAAUUUAAACAUCUCUGAAGUAAUACCAAUAAGAUAUGAUGUCAGAAUCAUUGUAAAACCACGUCAAAGAGUUUUGUCAACCUACCUAAAUAUUUUGAUCGACGUCAAGGAACCAACGUGGAACAUAAGCUUACACACAACAUCGACACGCGGUUACGAAGCUGAUGCCGCACCGGGAGAUGAACAGUAUAAACUGUUCGAGUUCCAAUAUUGCAUAAAAAAGGAAAUUUUAAUUUUGAAGUUUAACGUAAAACUAACUAAAGGACAAUAUCGGUUAAUACUAGUUAUUAGAUCCGUUUUAAAUAAUAAUGUCCAGAAUAUUUUCUAUCCAACUACUUGGACCACUAAUAAUCAAACUUGGUUGCUAACGAAUCUCUAUACACCACACGCAAUACGAUCAUUCUUUCCAUGCUGGGACGAUCCGAGAGUAAGAGCAUCAUACAACAUCUCAAUCCAAUUUCCUGCAGAUUACACAGUUCUCUCAACAGUACCCGAAAAACUUUCUUCCUAUAUACAAGAUCUACUAUUUACACAAUCGGGCAUAAAAUUAACACAGUUCAAAGAAUUUAUUUCGACGCCCACACAUCUUGUAGCAUUUUUGGUGGUCGGUGAUAUCACAAUAGAUUUUGAAUCACAAGGUUUCCAUUAUAUAUGGCACAAAACAGAUGCGGAUAAGAAAUUCACUCAUGUACUAGAAAUAGCAGAAAUGACGACAGCUUAUUUUAAUGCAUAUAUGAAAAUAAACAUAUCGGACAUCACUCCAACAAUUAACCAUGUUGUACUUCCAAAUAGUCCUAUGAAAUCAAUGGGUGCACCCGGACUUGUUGUUUACAGGGAAAGCAAUAUUAUGUUCGAUAAAGCUUUAGAUUUUCCCAGUCAGUCUAUUGAUGUUAUAAUGUUGAUAACAUACGAAAUGGCGCGUCAAUUGUUUGUUGGAAUUGUCGGCCCGGAACUAAGCGCUAAUUAUGUGUGGUUAAAUGAAAUAUUCGCAUCAUUCUACGGCUAUCAUAUCAUAAGUUCUUUCAUAUCAUUCUACGGCCAACAUAUGAUAAACAAGAUACGAACAUCAGAACGAUUAAUGGAACUGUUCGUAGUUAAAAUUAUUCAGCCUACUUUAGAUAGUGACGUGCUCUUAGAGAGAGAACCUAUUAUAUACAAGGCUAAAGUCAGUAAUGGAAUUGAUGGAUUACUUUAUCCUCUUCUUUAUCAUAAGAAAGCUUACGCUCUAAUCCGCAUGCUGUUCAAACUUUACAAUCCCAAAACUUUCAAAGACGCCAUUAGGAUAUAUGUAUACGAACGAGUGGACGUGUGGAUUAUAUUGGAAAACCUUUAUUCUCUAAAAUUCGAAAGCGACUAUACGGUAAAAGAAUUUAUGAAUUCAUGGUUGGCGGCAAAGCACCAUCCCGAACUGCUCAUCCAACGUGAUUAUGAAAAGUGGACUGCAGCUUGUAUUUCAUCACGUACGUUCAUUGAUGAUAAUUCCAAAUGGAUAAUACCUGUCAAUUACUUUACGGAAUCUAAUUACGCGUCCUACAAUAUCUCGGAGGUUCUUUGGCUGAAUUGGGGUAAAAUAAAACAUAUUACUGCCAUAAGUAGUGAUGAUUUUCUCAUAGUCAACACAGAACAAAUAGGUUAUUAUCGUGUUAACUACGACAAUAGGAACUGGCUACUGAUAUCAAAUUACUUACAAAAGAACAAUUUCUCACAUAUACCUCCAAUUAACCGCGCCCAACUCAUAAAUGAUGCGUAUUAUUUCACAACAAUGAAUCAACUCCCAGCUUAUAUCUUCGUCAAUAUCACUAAGCAUCUAAAGAAGGACACAGAUUUUGUAGCGUGGUAUCCUAUGCUUAACAUUUUGACUUAUAUGUCAACUUACUUUGAAUUAUCUGAGAGCAAUCGUAUCAAGGAACACUUUGUGGAACUCCUGGGUGAAACAAUUAGAAUAAUAGAAUACGAGGACAGGUCAUGGGAUAAUAAUAUGAGAAAAUCGUUAAGAUAUCUUACACGAAAGUGGGCCUGUAAAUUUGGUCACGCAGUGUGUCGAAAUACAGCAUACAACCGUUUGAUGUAUUAUACAACUGAUAAGAAUGAACUAUACAAAAUUCCAGCAACGUCAAAGGAAUGGAUACUUUGCGAUGGGGUGAAGAUAGAUGAUUUAAAUACAUGGGAAAUGAUUUUGAAUAAAAGUAUGCAUUACACAGAGCUCCUAGAAUAUUUGCCAUGUACUGAAAAUAGUACAAUUAUCUUGUAUUUUUUAAAAUUGAUAAUACGGACAACUCAUUUCUCGGGAAUAAAACAAUCUAUGGGACCAAUAUGUCGUAAUAUUGUGAAAAAACAUGUUAGGAGAAGUCCUGUGCUAGAAUUUGUAAUCGACAAUUUUGGUAUAAUACAAAACAGAUUUCAGCAAGAUUUCCCUCCUGGCGUUUUAUUAAGUGAUAUAAUUAUGAACAUCUAUUCUAUGGACGACCUCAACAUGAUAGAAGAACAUGCAAGUAAAUGCACUUGGCUUGUUGGUAAUGCGUCCACAUCGUUUAAAUUAUUGAUUAAACUGCGGAGAGCAUACUUAAGAAAAGUGUUGAGCAAGUUUCAAAUGUUUCAUAAUCCACUUUAAAAUACUUUAAAACAUCGACAUUACGGUCUCCCGGAUCAAUGAAAAAAUCAACAUCAUAUGGAAUGAUCAAAAUAAUCGUCAUACAAUUGCAAUUAUUAUUAAAAAUGUGUCCCGAAAUGACAAACAAAUUUUUAAUAUUAAAAUACUAAAAUGUGAUAUGUACUACUUGGCUUCCUAUAACAUCAAACACUUAUACAAAACCAUAUCUGACAUAAAAUAAGAUUCAUCCUUUUUCUAUUUAAAUAAUGAUCGUUCAUAAUGAUGAGUGAUCGUUCAUUAGCUUCGUUAAAUGAGAUUUACUUAGAACGAGUAGAUAUAUUAAUGAAUAAACGAGAAUUUAUUAAAAAAGAGACUGAUACGUGCUUUGUAACCAUAGAGCUAUGUAUGUAUAUUGUAUUGAAAUUGUUGUUUAUUGUUAUUAUUAUUUAAUAAAAAAAACUCUUUUGCAGCA